CGAAACUUCUGUCCAGAGGAGGAGUCGCCGGACAUCGCCAGGGUUCUUCGCCGGAAUCUAGUCGCCACUUUGAUUCUUCGUCGAUCCAAUUGAGGUGAGUGAUUUAUCUCUCGCUAAAAUUUACUCGUAGGUUAGGAUUCGUUAGUAUAUUCUUGUGCAAUUGGUGUUGAGUUCGUGAUUAUGAUUAUGGAAUUGUGUGAUUAGAUUGUGUUAAAAUCUAAUUUGGAUUUGAUAUUGUGAAUUUGAUCUGUGGUUCGGAUGAAGGUUGUGGGCUGUUUCCCCCCUCUUCUCCGUUGUUUACCUCUGUUCUUCUUCUGUUAUUCUGCCCUCUGUGUUCCUCUUUUUCUCCUCCUCCCCGCCUAUGUGCUCCAUCUCUGUUCGUUAUGCUGUACCGUCCCCGAAGGAGCUGCUGCCGAUGACCCCUGGACGCUGCGGCCGUCAAAGGGAGAUGCUACCGAAGCUCCGCCAGCCCUCGCUGUCAAAGUUGUUUACUGUCGCCGCUACUGGAAUUGAGGCUUGACGCUACUGCUAUAAAACGCCACAAUUAUGGUGCUUGAUUGAAGCUGUUGUUGAUGUUGAUUCUUGUUCCACAUGGCUACUGCAAUUCUUCUACUCCACUUACUGUGAAGGUGGAGUCAUACUCCUUCCACUUCCAAUUUACACGAGCCAUUAUUGGAAAUUGUGAUUUGGGACCAUGGAUUCAAAUCUCUUGCAGAUUACUCUUUACAUGGAACUUAAAAUUUAAAUAAUGGCUACCACUCACUCCAACUUUACCUUGACAGCAGGAUGUGUUCAAGUAGGUGGGGUUUUGUCUAAGUAUGAAAUUUGUUGGUGAUAAUUAUUUGUGGAAUUGAAAUUGUGAUUUUGAUCCACAUAGUAGUAUUAAGAAAAUCUGUAUUGAAUUGGAAAUCUAAAUCAUUUGUAAGACUAAGGAUUUGAAACAUAAGGUCAUGCAGGUGUUGGCGUAUACCUGAUGGUCUCCAGGGUUAAAGCGUACGUACGGGAGUCCGUGACCUGCCUCGGCACCUCCGUGGUACGGGCUCCAACCCGCCCAAUUGGACACCUUCCAUUGGGUUUACAAGCUUGGCCUCUUGGACACCUUUCCAAGAGUGUCCAUGACUAGUGUGUUUACUUA
Messenger RNA from Cuscuta campestris, 1135 nucleotides. The record is from the annotation of a GenBank genome assembly. NCBI's taxonomy places the organism in Eukaryota, Viridiplantae, Streptophyta, Magnoliopsida, Solanales, Convolvulaceae.